AUGAACGAUUUUACUGGUUCAAGCGAUGAAUUGAGUCACAACUCGACCAAAAUGGAUGCCUUACCAGAGAAUCAUUACAUAAUAAUUCCAUUUCUGCCCAUCCUUCAUGCCAUUACGUACGCAUCAAAACAUGUACAGCUUCUGCAAGAACUCAUGCAAAAUUAUGAAUUUUUUGAGUCACAAGCACUGGAACCAACCUGA
Molecule: messenger RNA, 201 nt
Organism: Gongylonema pulchrum
Lineage: Eukaryota; Metazoa; Nematoda; Chromadorea; Rhabditida; Gongylonematidae
Source: the annotation of a GenBank genome assembly